AUGGCUGAAAGUGGAAUUACUGGGUCAUAUGAAUGCUCUGCUGAUAUACCAGGUACAAUGGAGGCAAUAUAUAUACUCUUGAUUACUGGCGAGUUGAUAAUAGGAAUUUGGAGAAAUUGAUUCAUUGUACUGGAAAACUGCAGUGGCUGGCUCAAAAAGAGAGCUGUCUCCUUGACUGACGCCAUCCUGGUCAGCCUGGCCACCUCCAGAACCUGUUUGUUGUGUGUGAUAUAUAUGGAUGGUAUUAUUAUGGUACUCUUCCCAGAUACAUACGGGCAUGGUGAGAUGAUGAACAUUUUGGAUAUUUUCUGGACAACUUGCAACCAUUCAACUAUCUGGUUUACUUCGUGGCUCCACAUCUUCUAUUUACUCAAGAUAGCCAGUAUAUCCCACCCAGUUUUCCUCUGGCUGAAGCUUAAGAUGAACAGGGUCUCCUUGGGAUUUUCCGAUGUCCUUAUCUCCUCAAUUAUUAGUGUUUCACUGACUAAUGUUUCAUUUUAUGACUUCAGAAUCAAUAAUGAAGAAAACAUUACUUGGGAAUUCAAAGUAAGUAAAAUUCCAACUGUUUUCAAAUAGAUUAUUCUGAACCUGGGUGGGUCUACUGUGGGUCCCUUUAUUCUUUGCCUGCUCUCAUUUGUCCUUUUAUUUUUCUCCUUACUUCAACACACCAAGCAGAUGACACUUAAGUCCACAGGGUCCAGAGACCCUAGCAUAGAGGCCCACAUGAGGGCCAUAAAGACAAUAGUCAUCCUUCUGGCUCUUUUCAUUAUGUACUAUGCACUUUUUCUCAUUGUAACCUCUAGCUUUCUGAUUCCUCAUGGAAAAUUGGAGGUGAUAUUUGGUGGCCUAAGAGCUGUCAUUGUCCCACUGAGCCAUUCGUUCAUCCUGCUUAUGGGAAACAGCAAGCUGAGGAAGGCUUUUCUGAAGGUGCUGGGGAUUGUAAAGGCUUUCCACAAAAUAAGGAAAUAUUUUGUUUCCCAGAGAAUCCUGAUUUAA
Messenger RNA from Cervus elaphus (red deer), 996 nucleotides. It is a transcript of the gene TAS2R9, whose product is annotated as taste 2 receptor member 9. Gene Ontology annotation, biological process: detection of chemical stimulus involved in sensory perception of bitter taste; G protein-coupled receptor signaling pathway; sensory perception of taste. Lineage: Eukaryota; Metazoa; Chordata; Mammalia; Artiodactyla; Cervidae. Gene Ontology annotation, cellular component: membrane. The record is from RefSeq and is a predicted model, not a curated record. Gene Ontology annotation, molecular function: bitter taste receptor activity; G protein-coupled receptor activity.